Messenger RNA from Morus notabilis, 1998 nucleotides. RefSeq lists its product as uncharacterized. Lineage: Eukaryota; Viridiplantae; Streptophyta; Magnoliopsida; Rosales; Moraceae. The transcript is spliced from 9 exons. The coding region runs from base 351 to 1454 and encodes 367 amino acids. The record is from RefSeq and is a predicted model, not a curated record.
AUGUUUUCCUCUUUCUUUCUAUUUUAAUGCCUUUCCAAACUUAUUUUAAACCAGUUCUUCAACUCUGAAGUUUCUUCUUUUGUUUCUUUUUCCUUCAAAUUUGUUGAAACUCUUUUCGGUGAGAUAUUUUUCCGAAUCUUCAGCUUCAGAGAGGAACUGGGUUUUUCUUAAUUCGUCGAAAUAAAGAUUGUUCUUUCAGUCUCGGGAGAUUCAGAAUCUGGGUCCGAGGUUAAAAGUGCCUCAAUUUAUGAGAAAUACUACAAAAAGGUUUACAUUAGUGCCCACAAGCUUAGCUGGAGAGGAAUACCAAAGCCAUACAAAGAGAUGUGGUCAGCCUGCAUUCAGCUGAAAUGAAGACCUUACAGAACACACAAGAGGUACCAUCAGCUUCCCAAGUUUCACAUGAUUCCCAGGGCGACCAACCUCCAAACCUCAAAACUGAGGCACCAACAACGGAUUCUGCUUCAAUAUCAACUCCGAGCAAUGAUAGUAAGAAAGUUUCGCGCCAAGAUAUCGAACUUGUCCAGAAUUUAAUAGAACGAUGUCUACAAUUGUACAUGAAUAGAGAUGAAGUAGUAAAAACCCUCUUGACCCGUGCGAGGAUUGAACCUGGAUUUACGUCGUUGGUAUGGCAGAAGUUGGAAGAAGAGAAUGCAGACUUUUUCAGAGCAUAUUAUAUAAGGUUAAAAUUGAAAAGACAAAUCCUUCUGUUCAAUCACUUGCUUGAGCAUCAGUAUCAUCUCAUGAAGUAUCCUAUGCCUCCAAAGGUUCCUUUGGCCCCUAUACAAAAUGGAAUUCAUCCAAUGCCCGUUAACAACUUACCAAUGGGAUACCCCGUCCUACCACAGCAUCCGAUGCCAGCAGCAGGUCAACUACAUCUUGACUCUAUGGGCAUAUCAAACUGUCAUGUGGUUAAUGGAGUCCCUGCACCUAGCAACUACCAUCCUAUUAGAAUGAAUUCUGGCAAUGAUAUGGUGAUGGACACCAGUGGUGCUGACGUGGCUUCCGUCAUCCCACCAAGCAGUGGCAUGUCUUCCAUGUCGGAGAUGCCUGUGAGCCCGACAUCGGUGGCAUCCAGCGGCCACUUCCCCUUCACUGCAUCGGAAAUUUCAGCAAUGGGUGUAGAUACAUCAGCUCUUGACACGGCAUUCACGUCUGACGUAGCGAGUUCGGUCGGGUUGCAGCUUGCACCUGAUGGUGGGGCCGGAAACUCUCGGGAUCCCCUAAGACCAUUGGACCAGAUUCAGUGGAAUUUCAGCUUAUCAGAUCUUACAGCAGAUUUAUCAAACUUAGGAGAUUUAGGUGCCCUGGGAAACUACUCUGGUUCACCUUUUCUGCCAUCGGAUUCUGAAAUCUUACUAGACUCUCCAGAGCAAGAUGAUAUAGUUGAGGACUUCUUUGCGGAUUCUGUUCCCGGGCUGCCAUGCUCUCAAUCAGACGAGGAAAAGAGCUAAGGCAAAUGAUGCUCCUUUUCACUUUAAUGUUAUACGUAGGAAGAAGUUUAGAUCCCUUCAAUAAGAAUUUGCUAUUAGUUAGCCGUAAUUUCUUUGAACUUAGUUUUUUUUCUUCUAAUCCUCAAAAAACUUCAUCAUUUGAGAACUUGAGGAUCAUAACUAGUUUUGUAUUUGGGCAUGUUGUCAACAUUGCCAACUAGGUAUUCCCUGAAUUUAUUUCUCGAAAGUCAGAAUAGAUCAAUGUCACUUCUUUGAAUCUUAGUUUGAUUAACCAAACUCAGGGAAAGAAAUAAACAACUUGUUCUUGAGUGUAAAACAACAUCAUACGAUGGUGUUUCAACUAUGAUAGUGACAAAAAAAACUCGUCAAGUGGCAGUUGAUACAACUUCAUAUGAUGAAUCUUGCUAUGCUCGUUGCCAUCUCAAAGUGUUUUUAUUUUAUUUUUUUUUUAUGCAUAUACACACAUAUGUGAUGGAAGUCUAUGAAAGUGAUAUUGAUGUACUGUUUGGAUUGUUAUCCUUAUUUUACAGAUGACUUUGGAAAA